Molecule: messenger RNA, 1563 nt
Organism: Physella acuta
Lineage: Eukaryota; Metazoa; Mollusca; Gastropoda; Physidae
Source: RefSeq, a predicted model, not a curated record
AUGAUUGCUAAUUGGCGGAACUCGUUUAAUAAAGAAAACUCCUGGUCAAGCUGUCCUCCUGGUUAUUUCUUAAACGGUAUUUACAGAACGAAAGACGCUGACCGUGGAUUUCUGCAUAACAUAAAAGGGGGACGCUGUAAUAAACCAGGUGACCACCCAGCAUACUAUAGUCACUGCUAUUACCACGAUAUUGGGAUAUGUUUUGCUAACGUAGGUUUGUGUAAAUGUAAUGAUGGUUACUAUGUCACUGGUUUGUUCAAAGGGAACUGUAAUAAACUUUAUUGUAUACAGACUUUGCGAUGUUGCAAGCCGGCGUCAGCACCAGAAGUACUGGACGAUCUCCAUAAGGUGAAGACACGCAUCAUGGACACUACAAUGGAGGACUUUGCAGUAUUGGCGCAUUAUCUCGGUUAUGCUUAUUGUGGAGGUUGUAGACUGGAUUACAUUGGCGAGGAUUUUAUUAGAAAAGGCGACACAUGGCUCUCUGUCACGGAAGAGCCUUGUAAUGGGUAUAUGCAUGAUCAACGUCUCAGUCUAGCCUAUGGAGACUGGAGUUUUGGUAUAAAAGACAUCAAAUACGGAACACCUUUAAUUGAAGAUUUGACGCCUGAAACGAUAGACUCAGGAAUGAUUUAUAAUAGAGACCCCACUAGUACAACCAAGACUAUCACACGAACUGAAAUCAUUGAGAGUAGUGUCACCCAUACGACAACCAGCGCUUGGAAAAACAGCCAGGAACUAAAUUUUGAAAUCUCUUACACACCGCCUGGCGGACCUACUGUUUCUGGUGGGUUCAAGUUUGGAUUUGAAAUAAGUUCAUCGCAAGCAGAUGAAAACAAAAAGGAGCAGACGAAAUCCUUUCAAGUCACUAGUGUAAAAACCAUACCACCGAACUCAGCUGCCAAAUGGCGUCUGGUAGUGGCCAAAACUAAAACUUCAGUUAACUAUACUGCGACAAUUAUAGUUAAGUUCUCUACUGAGCUUCAAGGAAUUUUACGUUAUGGUUUGGGGAUUCGUAGUGCUGACACCAAUUAUCAUUAUGAGCAUCGCGGUAGUAAAAAAUUUCCAACUUUUAACUACAGAUUUGGCGACUCUAAGGUCCCAUUCUACACAGCACUGAAGAGAGAGAGCGAUACCAUCUCGCAUCCUUGGUUGUGGACCGAUUUGAAAAGUGCACAUCCAAUCGUCAUGGAUGUAAUCACCUUUUUAACCAACGAAAGCAGGUACGUCUUUCAACUAACCGGAAAGUUUGAAGAAAUCUCGGGAAAAAACGUCGACUUUCAUUGGGAUACCGUACCGACAAGAAAGCGAUCAGUCAACUCUGGUGCUAAUGCACUUAAUAACAUUUUUCAGAGCUCCACACAAAACGCCAAGACUGCACCUAACGAUGUUGGUCCUACGAAUCUAACGGAUCAUAUUUUACAGAACUACACACAAGUGCCCAAGACUGGGCCUAACAAUGUUGGUUCUACGAAUAUAACGAAUAAUAUUUUACAAAACGUCACACGAUUCCACAAGGCUGCGCCUAACGAAGUUUCUCGAGUGAAUCUUGAUCCUUCGUAA